GAUUGCCAGAAGUGGAGAGAGAAAGUAAAAAUCAAAUUCCAAGGAAGAAAAAUCACUUCAAAUUCUGAAAACCAUGCUGUCAAUCAUGCUCUCUGGGCAGUCGCUCCACACCCACCGCUUCAAAGAUCCGAUUCGACGGCCGCGGGAAAUGAUUUGAACUCGAGACCAGGCGGACGGAGCAGAGCAUCCGAUGACAAGACGAGACGAAAGAAACACAGGCACAGAGAGAGAACAGCAACAUGGGAGACUCCACGAAGAAAUCGAAAAGGCAGGAGGGGCAUAUGGCAGCCGGAACGCCCGAAAAAAGAAUGA
Trichoderma gamsii is the source of this 312-nucleotide messenger RNA. RefSeq lists its product as hypothetical. The transcript is spliced from 2 exons. NCBI's taxonomy places the organism in Eukaryota, Fungi, Ascomycota, Sordariomycetes, Hypocreales, Hypocreaceae. The annotation marks the transcript as partial. The record is from RefSeq and is a predicted model, not a curated record.